Podarcis lilfordi (Lilford's wall lizard) is the source of this 30698-nucleotide messenger RNA. The record is from the annotation of a GenBank genome assembly. Lineage: Eukaryota; Metazoa; Chordata; Lepidosauria; Squamata; Lacertidae.
AUGAGACGCAGAUCCCGCCCCGUUCCCGCCGGAGUCCCCCUGGCAACUGGAACGCAAAACACUGCGCGUCAUAGAGGGCGAAGAACGCCGCUUCUCCCUGGAGCCUUAAAGGGGCCGCGGCCCCGGCGCCGUUGCGGUUGCAAAGGAAGCGAUUGGGUUGCACUUUGCAUGAUGGACGGGGCUUCUGGGAAGUCGGAGAAGGAUGGCGAGGAAGCCCGAGAAGAUCCAGGUGCUUGCUCGAGAGAGGCAGUGCUCUGGAGCGUAGAUGCCAUGGGAGGGGGCUAAAAAAUAAAAAAAUAAAAAAGGAUGGGGCGGGGGAGCGAGAAAGACCGAUGCUCCCACCCCGCAGAGGCUUGGGCUAAAGAGGGAAGGGUGUGCGGGAGCCGAAUUCCCUGUGGAGCAGAGGAGACGUCCGUGGAGUCCGGGCUGCAGGACCUGGACUACACUGAAGUAGCAGCUCUCAAACGGACCUCUUUUCAAAAGAUGCAAAUUUGGGCACCCUCUCUUGGGCCGGUAGGCAGCGGAACUACUUGCCACUAGUCCUGCCACGUUUUAAAGCGACGGUGGUCCCAUCAAGGCAGCGCCCCAAUCUCAUGCUGCCUUCUUGUGCCUCAAUCCUAACAGGUGAAAAAGGCUGACACAGUGCCCCUUCUUUCAUCUGGAUCAAUGGCAGGAGUGCCAACUUUAGCACUGUAUUGGGGGCGGGCAGGUGAGCCCCCGUCCUGCAUCACAUGAUGCGGUGCACAGGCACAACUGGAAUGGCGAUGCGCAUCCAUUGCGGGAGGUGGGGUGGCCCCAAAUAUUUUGGGGGGCAAAGACCCCUUGGCCCCUAGGAGUUGGCUGCUAUGAUCAAAGGAGCUUCUGCAAAGAUGGAGCUGAGACUAAUUUCAUGAGUGAAGCACAGACACAAACAAACAAACACCACAAGUUUGUACAUUGGUUAUAUUUAUAAACGUCUCCCAUCAAAUAGACUCAAGGCAGUUUGCACCAGUGUCCUUUAAGUCCCUUGUGUUACUUUCCUUGUGCAGUAUCCAGUAGCCACAGAGGCAUAGGGUUGUAGCCAGUUAACUUUUUCUCAGAGCAGGACCAUUGAAAUUAAUGGCCAUAGUUGACUUUGGCCCAUUCAUUUGAGUGGGUGUGCUCUGAGCAAAAGUUUUGAAUGCAACCCAUAAUAUGGCUUAGGGAACCGGGUGGCACCAAGUGUAAAAGUACAUACGGAAGGAGAGAAUGUGAAAGGAAACUCACUGAGUCAGUUCCUCACCACGUCAGAAGCCUUCCUCAAGAUGCCACAGUUUUCGGCAUCCUGUGCAAUUCUGCUACAUGGAAAAUGGAGGAGCUUUUCCAGCAGAAAGAAAAGGUCUCUGCCUCGUAGCUUUUAAAACAAUACAGUUGUUUCUUGUACUGUUUUUAAAACUGCUUUUAGCUGUUUUCAUGGCGUGUUUGUAAAUCAAAUAAAUAAUAAUUAUAUAAUAGGAUAGGAAGAAGAGUUAGUAGCAUAGUAUCCUUGUAUUUUUAAAAAAAUAUCGAAAUGUUGUUUAAGUCAUUUUAAAAUAGAAAGCGGGGAGGGCAGUAAGAACACUGGAAACUGUCUUAUACAGUCAUACCUCGGGUUAAAUAUGCUUCAGGUUGAGCGUUUUCAGGUUACACUCCACAUUACUUCCAGGUUUUGCCACUUGCACAUGCGCAGACGCUCAAAAUGAUGUUACGCGCAUGCGCGGAAGCAGCGAAUUGCGACCUGCGCAUGCGCAGACGCGGGUUGCGUUUGCUUCAGGAUGCAAAUGGGGUUCCGGAAUGGAUCCCGUUCGCAACCAGAGGUACCACUGUACUGAGUCUGACCAUUGGUCCAUUUUGCUCCGGGUUGCCUUACUUGCUGCCAGCCAUUAUGUUGAUGGACAGCAAUCCUGCAGGAUUUCAGACAGGUGUUUUUCCCAGUUGCACCUGGAGAUGCCAGAGGUUGAACCUGGAACCUUCUGCGGGCAAAGCAGAUGCUGUAUCACUAUGCUACAGCCGUUCCCAUAUGUGCCGGCAGGUUGUUAUAAUUUUUUUAAAGAAACAACCACUACUACUAAACCUUAUUGAAAAAUUGGCAGAGUGGUUAAGAUAGUGCCUCCACCUUCCCAACGAACAUACAGUAACUGUUGUGGAGGCCUGCAGAAAUGAGAUAGAUCUAAUAUUUAUAGCUUCUAUGCAUUAUUAAAAUAUUGUUCCCACUAAUGUCAUUUUCAUUUACUAUGGAAAUGUUCAAUAAAAGGAAAUACUUCCAGAUUCAACCAGACUGUCAUGAUUAAAGCUGAAGUCCUUAAACCUAAACACCCUUGCAUGGGAGUAAGUGGCACUUAUUUCUGAGUAGAUUAUGUAUUUGAUUGCACUCUAAGUCCAAUCGAAAAUGAUAACUGAUCCUUUGCAGAUUUAUUUGUAAUUAAUUACUAACUGAAUUCAAUUGGAGCGGUAAGCCAUGACCUGGAAUGGGGUCCAUUAUCUGCAAAGCUGUUGACCUUAAACAUUCACGUACUGGAAACUGUCAUUAGGAUUAUAUUGCAUACCAACAAUUUACCUAUAUAUGUUUAUGUUAAACAGACAGCAAAGUCAUUGGAAGAGAACAGUUGCCCCCAGAAGCUGUUCAAUCAGGGAGGUAAGUAAGUUAAAAGAUUGAUACAAAUGCAUGGGAAAAGGGUCUGUCAAUAGAAAAUUUGCUGAAGCAGCUAAAAAUGAAGCGUGGCAACACGCUGGUCAUCACAAAAUUCUAGUUAUCUACGCUAGAAUUGAGUGACUGUGGCCCUCAGCCUAAUUUUAGUGCCCCCUCUGCAAGCAAUCAGUUUAGACUACCUCUUGUGAGAGUGAACUGUCCCUCUCCCAACACCCCAUAGGGUGAGGGUGGGGAGAAAGAUGGUGUGGCUCCACUCACUGUCAAUAGGCAGCCUCUGACAAAUUGUCCCCCAGAGCAACACAGUCCUCAGCUGAAAAAAAGGUGGCUGAUUCCAGACCUAUAGCAUGCUUCCAUUGUCAAAAAUUCCAGAGCUGUAGUCUUUUUUUUGCUCUUGGAGCAAAAAUACUGAAGAGCCUUGUGGAACCUGAAAGACCUAGCAAACUUAUCAUGGCUCCCUCCCAUACCCACGUGUGGAAGGGAACAUAACACUUCAUGCAUCGGAUGAAGUAGACUGAAAGCUUAUGCUUAUGGGGGUCUUCCCGGAGUUGUCUAGCUAUAUGAACGUAAACAGUGGCGUAGCGUGGGUUGUCAGCACCCGGGGCAAGGCAACUAACCCGUGGAUUUGCGCCCCCUAAUCCUAACCCCCAGAUGUUGCGCCCGGUGCGGCCGGCCCCCCCUGCACCCCCCAUGCUACGCCACUGAACGUAAAGAUCUCCAACAAGGCAGUUAUGUAUUGGGGAGCUAAACAUUUCAGGCAGCGAUGCAAAAGUCUCGCUUAUUUUUGAGCCAUUUUCUCUUCUCUCCUGAAUUCUGGAACAUGGAAAGUGGCACUUUGCUAAAUUACAAAUUGCAUAGUGGUAUUGCCUUUCGCCAGGCAAAUUGUUUGGUAAUAGCUAAGGGCGUGUCCUUUGUGGGAGAUGUACAGAGAGCCCUGAUGGAAUGCUUAGAAUGUGAUGGCCAUGUAUUUGAAAAGGUGACACACAGGCACACACAAUUUGGGGUGGAGCUGAUAGAAGGGUGUGUGUGUGUGUGUUAACAAUAGAGUUGGUUUGAGUAAGUCAGAGGACCUGAUGUUGGUUAGACAGGGGUCAGAAAACUUUUUCAGCAGGGGGCCAGUCCACUGUCCCUCAGACCUUGUGGGGGGCCGGACUAUAGUUUGGGGGGGGGAAUGAACAAAUUCCUAUGCCCCACGAAUAAACCAGAGAAGCAUUUUAAAUAAAAGCACACAUUCUACUCAUGUGUGCUGAUUCCCAGACCAUCCAUGGGCUGGAUUUAGAAGGCGAUUGCGCCGGAUCCGGAACCCGGGCCUUAGUUUGCCUACCCAUGGUUUAGCAUGUGUGCUGGUCCUUCUAGGACUAGCUGCAGAUUGCUUCAGCCUGCUUUCUGCUGCAGAGAAGCCCAUUAUUUCAAAAAGGUUGUAAGUCUUCAGCAAUCUUUCCUCCAUAAGGAAGGCAACCCUUGUUAAGUGCUGCCUGUGGAAUUUCACACUGACAAAAUGUAAUGGCAGGAUGGAGUCACGUAGCUGUGAUGCACUGUGGGAUUAGAUUAUCCUCAGGCUGCCGGCCUGAAACUUUCAUAACUUGUCUGUUGUCACAGACAGAGGUUGAGGCUUUCCAGCACAUGCUUCCCUGUAUUUCUUGACAGAGUUUUAUAAAUAAAUAGUGAGGCAUUUCAAGUAACGCCCUGGAAGGGAAACCCUCAGACAGGAAGCUACAGGCACCAUGCAAAGUUGAUUUGUUGUAUGAAUUCACAGGGCAUUCAGCCUUAAUAAUAUUGCUGUAGGUAUUUUCCCUUCCAGAAAUGCUUUUGAUGGUAUCAAAGGUUGAGCAAACAAUAUCGGAUCCUGAACGGAGGAUAAUUAUAUAUUGCUAAUUUAAAUAAUGGCUUUAUUGUAUUUGAUACAAACUAUUUAACUGCCAGGGGUCCUUCACCUUUACCUUUAUUGCAUCCACAGUUGGGCUGUAUGCUUUUUGAAACAUUUAUAAAUAAAAAACUUAUUUACCUUGGUUCUCGAACGUAAUCUGUUCUGGAAGUCCAUUUGACUUCCAAAACGUUUGAAAACCAAGGCACAGCUUCCAAUUGGCUUAGGCGCCCCAGAAACAAUAGCUAACAGCUGCAUCGGAUGUUCGGCUUCUGAAAAAGGUUCGAAAACACUUCUGGAACACUUCUGGGUUUUUGGUGUUCAGAAGCCGAUUUGUUCGUCAACUAAGCCAUUCAAGAACCAAGGUUCUACUGUAGCACAUGAAGAGGUCAAGCUUGAUUGCCUAAAAGGUUUGCUGCCAUUUAACUUUAAAGUCCAUUAUUACUCAGAAGUCUGGACUACAGCUCCCAUUAUCCUUAAAUGGCUCUCAAUUUCAAAUUGUGUGUGCAUCGGUCCUUAGCGUUGCAGCGUUGCAGAGGCAAUCUUCAUGAGCUAAAUGUGUCAUUUAUUUUUAACAUAGGGCAUCUGAAAUUGUUGUGACAGUUUCAGAGUUUUACAACAGUGAGAUGGAGCCAGAGGAGACCGUAGAGAGGAGAGAGAUAGGCACAGGUAUUGUAUUGUUGCUGCUGUGGAGUGCUUUAAGAAAGCAUAACACCUGGAGUAGGCAGAGGGAAGGAAGUCACUACAUUGUGGCUCACAAACUUGCUGCAGGGUUGCCAUCAAACGCCAAAACAUACACACCAGCCAGUUACUGUUCGCUUGCUUUCCUAGUGCUAUUGCUCAUCCAACUAGAGCUGUCUCCAGGUGUUUUCCAAAGCAUGCAGGGGUUAAAAGAGGGCAAGGGGUGCACACGCAAGACCCACCUUUGUUGUUCUCACAUGCCUGGCAUUCCCUUGCAUGUUGAGCAAGAAGGUCUAACCGCAUUCACCUGGAAGGGACUAGACGCCACCUGAAGAUUGGGAAUCCAAGACUGGGACUCUUCCCAAUGUGAACCACCUGGACCCUUAAAUCUUCUUCUGAGGCCCUUCUCCAGGUCGCUCCUCUGAGGAAGGCUCAGAGGGUGGUGGCAAGGGCAAGGGCCUUUUCAGUUAUGGCUUUCCAUUGGUGGAAUGCUCUCCUCAGUGAGGCCCGCCUAACGCCUUUUUUGACAUCUUUCAAGUGCCAGAUAACGACUUAGCUUCGCUCCCUGCCCAGCUUUUGAUGGACCAAGAUGUUGUUUUGUUACUAGUGUGCUGCCAAAGCUUCCCGUGGUUGUUAUGGGACUUGUUUUGUUUUUAAUUUGUUUUCUUUGUUUUCAUGUUUGUAGUUGUAUCAUGAGUCUCUUUGGGACAUUAAUGUGACCAGUGGCUUAAUCAUCAUCAUCAACAUCAUCCCUGAUUAUGCAGUUCCAAAUCACAUGGUGGCUUCUAACUACAUUCAGCUGAAUGCAGUUAGAUGUCUCCUUAAUGCCUGUGCCAAACAAGUAACGGUUGAGUGGAUAAGGGAUAUGCCUAGCGUACAAUGGCCACUGAGGCCACUGGGUUUUAGGGUAUCACUACCAGUGCAGGCGACAGAGCCUAGGACUUGCCAAUCAGAAGGUUGGCGUUUCGAAUCCCCACAGCGGGGUGAGCUCCCUUGCUCAGUCCCAGUUCCUGCCAACCUAGCAGUUCGAAAGCACGUCAAAGUGCAAGUAGAUAAAUAGGUACCACUCCGGCAGGAAGGUAAACGGCGUUUCCGUGCGCUGCUGUGGUUCGCCAGAAGCAGCUUAGCCACGCUGGCCACAUGACCCGGAAGCUGUACGUUGGCUCCCUCAGCCAAUAAAGCGAGAUGAGCGCCGCAACCCCAGAGUCGGCCACGACUGGACCUAAUGGUCAGGGGUCCCUUUACCUUUACCUUACCAGUGCAGGCACCUGUGGGCGCCAUGCUGCAGAAGGUACCACACCAAUGCUUUAGAAUGGAGCAUGAGACACAGAGUGGGGGUGCCAAAUUUUAGCGUCAGGCGCCACUGAAAUUUGAUACCCCAAAGUCUGCCAAGGUUCCCAUCACUGGCGGAGGAAGAGGAGUGCGGAGGAAGCGCACUGCCCCCAGCAGCACAAUCCCGGUGGGGUGCCAUGGUGGCUGCCCUCCUGCCCGCACUGGGCACCACGCCCCCAUGUGUGCCAUGCCCCUGGGACACGCGCCAGCCCUGCUCCCACCUGCUCUCCGCCCCUAUGGUGCCAGGGCAUGAAGCUCUGCCACUGGUUCCCAUCAACCCCAACCAGCAUGGCUGGUGAUCAGGACGAUGGAAUUUGUAGUCCAACAACACCUAUAGUCCAGCAUCACCUGAAGGGCCACGGUGUCCCUGCUAUGCUGGUUGAGCAGGUAUGAGACAGAUGCAGAAGGAAGCGCUCAGACAGUUCCAGGCUGGCAGCGAUUCCGGAUCAGCCUCUUCAAAUCCAGAUCAACUCUUUGCAUACCAGAAGCAGCCUUUCAGAUCAGGCAAAACUGGUUUUAGCCUUGGGGGUGGAUAUGAGCCCAGAUGCUUGGAACAAGGGAUUUCUUGCCUCAGCUGGUUGCCCAAUAGGGAUUGUUCUGCACACAUCAUUGCCUUGACUGUACAAAGGCCUACAGAGCUUACACCUCCCCUUUCUGUCAUAGAACAAUGCACACACAGGGAACGCUAGAAAAGUCUCGUUCAUUUGGUAUUGCAGCAAAAGCCCUGCCCUCUAUAAAUUCUACCUUACAUCCUGUGCUGUGCUAUUUAGUGCAUAGGAAUGGUGGCUGGGCAAGAUUUUUAGAUCAGUGUGUAAUUUUUCACACGCUAGAAAACAGUUGACUUAAAUUCUCAUCACAGAAUAGAUGUGCCCACCUCCCCAGUAAAUCCCUUGAUAUUAUGGUACUAUUUUCAGCAUAAGGCAAACUGAUGUAUUUUUAGUGUGGAUUCAUUUAAAAGAUGCCUAUAUUAAAAAUACCAUUUGGUUUCCCAGAAAAGGUCAGGAUAGAUGUUUUGUGUUUCUCUAAGUAUGUAAGUGCCAUCAUAAUGCUGUUUAUAUGAACAGGUCCUGAAGAUCAUCCAGGAAGAGAUAAAAGUGGACCAUCCACUUCUCCAGCUAGGUAACAACAACAACAGCAAGUCCUUGCAUUAGUCAAAAUGGUUAUUAAUGGGGUGUACCUUAUUACAAGCGGGUGGUGGAUGAAAUUUCUGCUCACUCUUCUGACAUUAUUUAUGAGCUUUCCCUCUAACUUAUUGCAUCUUGUUCAAACUGGUCCGCGAUGUGUCAUGGAAGGUGGACUACAGAUUUCCAGACUGUAGAAGAUACCACAGCUAGAUUUCUGGGUCUCAUGGGAAAGCCUGCUUCACCUUUUAGAAAUAAAAAUGUAGCAUUUUUAAAUUUAAUUUAAAUUUUUUUUUUUAGUGCUCCUUAGGUGUUUGUUUGAAAGAUGUAGAUAUUUUGCACUCCCACCACCUUUGGGGCUCCCCCAUGUAUGCUGAUCUCUCCUCCUUCCCCCCAACCCCGGCUCCGUGGCCCAAGUUUCGCUCCAGUCCUGUUGACACUUGUUGUCACUGCUCGAGUUUGCUCUUAGAAGGAGCGGCAUGCAUCGCAACUGAAUGGAAAACAUGUUUAUUUCUGGCAGGCUAUGCUGUGGUCAGAAUCAGAAUUCCUCAGGAACUGGCAGUAGUAAUUACCGACGUACUAUUUGUGCCGUGGAUAGAAAGCUCCAGGGCUUGCCUGUGUUGUUAUGAGGCUCAACGAUGUAAGUGUCUGUGUUUGCGCAGAUGCUGACAUAAAAAGUGUGGGGCUUCCUCUAAUUCAAUUGCUUGCCCUUUCCCUCAAGCACUAAUACAUCGUUUUUCCAUCUGCCAAGGUCAGAGAGCCCAGAGGGAACGGCUGACAGCAGUCAAAAGCCAGGAUUAGAUAUUGCCCCCUUUGAAAGAUCAGCAGAGUUCUCCUCCCCAGAAACCACUGACUCUUUAUCCUCAAGCAAAGGUACUGUGUUCUAACUUCUGCAUGCGCCAAGAGAGAAGGACUGUAACUUGGGGGGGGGGGGCUAUUUCCCAGCUCCACCUGGAGAUGCUGAAAUUGAACCCUGUUUGUGGAAUGCUCUCCCCAGGGAGACUCGCCUGGUGCCUUCAUUACAUAUCUUUUAAGGCCCCAGGCGAAAACAUUCCUCUUCAGCCAGGCCUUUGGCUGAUUAAGCAAUCUAUGGCUUUUUAAAUGUGUCUGUUGAGGUGGGCAUUUUUGUCUGGUUUCCUGCUAUUAUGCUACGUGUUUUGUGUUUUUACGUUGCAAACUCCCCUGUGAUCUUUGGAUGAAGGGUGGUGUAUAAAUUUAAUAAAUAAUAAUAGUAACCUAGGACCUUCUCUCACACUCAGCUAUGGCCCUUUCCAAAUCGGUGCUCCAACCUUCCUUUGCAUGUUAAAGUGGAACAUAGGAAGCUGCCUUAUACCAAGACAGGCCAUUGGUCCACCUAGUUCAGAAUUGUCUGCACUGAUUGGCUCUCCAGUAUUUCAAGCAGCGGACCUUUUGAACCUGGAUUGAACCUGGGAACUUCUUACUGCAAGGCUGCAGCAAUGUUUUCCGGGGGGGGGGACCUUUUUAUGAGGGGACAGCUUAAGCGAGAGAGAGGAAAUGUGGAGCCAAACACUCUUACAGUUUAAGUGCUUGAACAAGAAGAGGGAAAUUAAAAAUAUAUAUUAUACCAAUAGCGCUUUCAAGCACUUCAUGUGCAUCAUCUAGUCGUAAUCAUUGCAACAGCCCUGCAAGGUAAGGUGAUUCUUAUCUCCCGUUAUUGAAAUUUGAGGAACUGAGGCUGAGAGACAGUGGGUUGCCUAAGGUCACCUCAUGAAUUCAUGCACUCCUGCCAAUGUGUUUGCACCACCUUGUGUCUUCCAGUAAGCAACAGUGACCCACCUUGGUGGCUCUGCCUCACCUGACAAGCGACUUCUGCUUGUCUCUGCAUUCCUUGCCAAAUCAAUGUCACCCUCAAGUGUCUGCCCCACUCCCUGUCCUGCAAAGGAACUAGAGAUCUGGCUCUGAGGGAGAUAUCUGGGGGUGUAGGCGUUCUGGGGUCAUCAGAGUGGCCCCAAGACUGAGAUGUCCCAUUCAUGAAGGACAGAUAAUCUUGAUGGUCUGUAGCUCGUACGCAAUGGAGAUUUGGUCAACCGUACGCAUACCUAGUUCGGCUUGUACUCAGCAGGAUCCAAGGGCCACCCUGCAAUACUGGGAGGAAUCAGAAGAGAGAGCUCUGCUGGGUACCACUUAAGGAGGUGAGCAAUUGAUGUGUGUUGCUUUUCCAUGUUUCUGUUGAGUUUGAUCAUGUCGCUGUUGAGUAACAACAGCCAAAACCCCGAGCAGUGUGCUUUUCUUCCAAAUGAUCGUGAAGAUGACAAGAAGAAAUCACACUUCCUCCUUUUAUUCUUCAGCAUUAAAUUAAAGUUUGGUUUAAAAUUUAGGUAUAAGAGGGUGUGAAUUGCAGAGGUGCCAUGAAACAAGGACUGAAGGGCAGGGCAGUCUUCUGUAUUUUAAGCCGAAUCGUCUUCACAAGAUUAGGCUCAAGGCUGAAAUUCCUUUUGUUGUGGUUUUGCUUUGGGGGUAGAGCUGUUUCCCCUUUUUUUCAUGACUGUUUCCUUAAGGUUGCUUAUAUGCAUUUGCUCUCUUUUCCAGGGCUAGCAUAACAACAAAUGGAUGGAUUUUGUAGUCAGUUCAAAGAUUAGGGUAAUAAUAUGUUUGAACAGGUGGCAUCAUGAGUGGGAUUCUUAUAAUGGGUCUAAACCACAGUUCCCUAUAUUGGCCACUGGCCCAUUCCUUCUGCCAUUUUGCUUUUCCGCUGCUUAGAAGCUGCGAGUGACAAAGAUAACUCUUGUGCCUCAAAGACAACAAAGGAGCUUGGAGUUUGCUUUGAGACAUUAAUUAUUCAGCUUGCUUACACGUCUUAUGUUGUGUCUACUGAAAAGGGAGGCAUUGGAUGCAGUUGCUGUUGAUCAAUCCGGAAAACUUUUGGGAAGAUCAGUCUCAAUGCAGACAGAUAAGAGCUGGCUUUAUGACCGCUACAAGAAAAGGCGUAAGUAACCGGCUGCUUGUGCUGUCUAUCUAUCUAUCUAUCUAUCUAUCUAUCUAUCUAUCUAUCUCUCACACAUGUACACAGACACACACAGAAUAGCAGCGAAAAAAUCUCCACUGUAAUCUCCAUGCAUAGAAUUAACAAUUUAGCUACAUAAGAAACCACCCCAAGCCUGAUCUGAUUAUUUGCCCGUGUAAACGUAGGUUGUCCACUCUGACCGGCAGUGCCUCUCCUGGGUCUCAGAAGGGGUCUUUCCCUCAUCUCCUUAAAAUCAGAGGUGUUAGGGAUUGAAAGCAGAGCCUUUUGCUUGCAAAACAUGUGAUUAUUCUGCUGCAAUGUGUUAUAGGUUGGGUUGCGUUUGGCAAAGGCUGUUCUAUAGUUAGGCCAGAUGUUAUGUUCUUUUUUGCUUACUUUGCAGAUCCAAAGGAAGACAAGCUUCGUCCUGAGAAUGGUAAAUUGGUCCUCAGCACAUCAAUUUCUCCUUCAUUUUGAGCCCUGCCUUGUUUUGUUUUUUUAGUCUUGUGUGACUCCAUGGAGGGGAUUGGGUGUGAAAUCUAGGCGGUAUAACCCCAGCUCAGCCAUAAACUCAAGAGAAUGUGGGAACCUUGCUAUUCCUCAGUCUUAAAUCAUGGUCUGUAAAAUGGGAAUGUUAACAACCUGCUUUACAUUGCAAGGCGAUGAUCAAUGAAAUGUGUAUUGUGACACACUGAAGGUGGAGGCAGACUUGUGUGCAAUCCUACGGUUGCCUAUGGCGAACAGGUUUUGCAGGCUUUUUAUUGCUUCGAAAGCUUGCAAAACUGAUCCGAAGAGUGGUGGCGGGUCAAAAAAGAAAGAAAAAUUUACAUCACAGGAAAUGAUGCUACUCUCACUGUCUGUCUCCAGCCUCAGACUGGAUUUAUGUCAGCACUUCUUGUUCUGUUUCUUCAGCAUCUCGUUGUUCCAAGAUAUUAUUCGGUUGCUUUUUUUUGGUGAAUUUGUGCUUUUCCCUUGUGAAUAUCAGCACACAAAUACUUGCAGCAGCUACUCUGGCCUGCGCUCUGAGGCAUCUGCUUCCAAGUUUCCCAUUUUAAAUGGCAAGCUGUAGCCUUGACAGGUAGACAACCCCAAACGAUGGUUUAAACUGGCAAGCGCUUCUUCUUUUAACCUCUAGCAAUGCUCCAUUGCUGCUUAUUUGCUGGGUAGAAUCCAGAUGCGGCUCCUCAAGGAGCACAUUCCCCACCCUGCCCAAUUUUUCACAGUUUACUAUUCCACUCUUCCUUCAGCAAUGGAACCACAUGGGCAGGCGCUGGCUGUUCCUUUGAGCCUCCCUCCCUCCCCUCUUGCCAUGUUGUGGCUUUUAUUCUAUUCUGACCACUAUAUUUUUAACGCUGUGAGGCUGAGUGCUCCACCACUGCACUCCUAAGGCACAGGGGCAUUCUGCCUAAAAACAAAUUCAGGCUUGUCUUUGGGCAGCCCACCGUAAGCAGACAAAAGCAAUAACGGCAUGGCAGCAGGCCGGUCUAGAUAACGCAUGCAAAUCCAUGAAAGUAACUAAGGCAAGGCUUUUGGGGGGAGAGCUCAAAAAGCACCUGAACGCAUGCAAAGAGGCCUACAGCAGGCUUGAUAGCACAGUAUGUCUCCUUGAAAGUAAGAGCCACUGAGCUUAUGGGAAUAUCUGUUGAUAACCAGUCUUAAGACAGUUCUUUGCCAUCUUGAGGCAAAACAGGAUGUGCCAUUUUGGCCUGACUCUGUUGCCAUUCCCACCACCACCACUUACCUGCUCCUGGUCCCACCUUGCCACAUCCACCGCUGGGGGAGAAGUGACACAACCAUUGGCACCAAUUUGGGGCAAAAUCAUGUCAAUUUUAUUUAUUUUUUCCCCAUUUUUUUAAUUGAUUUUCCAAAUUUAAAACAAACACACAAAAAGAAAAGACAUUACAAUAUUAGAAAUAGAAACAAACAAACAUAUAAACACCUAACUGUUAAAGGCCCAAUUUAAUUUACAUUGUUAAGUGAAUUCCUCAAAUCUCUCCUAACUGAAUUUCAAUAAAUUUCAUUGUAACGGUUUUCCAAUAUCUACUUUUCGAUAAAAUUUGCUUAUUUAAAUUUCUAUCUUCCUUCCUUUUCAUAACAUUUUCAGUCCAUAAUGUUAUAGAAUUCAACAUAUUUUAAUCCUAGGCCAAUUUAGUACUUUCAAGUGAUUCUACUUAUGUGAUAUUCGAAUAUCUAGCUAAAUAAUCCUUAAAUUUCUUCUACUCUUCUUGAUGUUCCUCUUCUUUCUGAUUGCGGAUUCUUCCGGUCAGGUCAGCCAGCUCCAAAAAGUCCAACAUCUUCAUCUGCCAUUCUUCCACUGUUGGUAUUUCUAAAAUCAUGCCAAUUUUAAGUGACGCCUUGCAGGCUCUGCAAGAUCUGGCAUGAUUUCAGGCAAGAAUUCACCCAAAAUGGAGGCGCUCUUGCCCAAAAUCGGUGCUGCUGGCAGAGGCAGUGGUGCAAGCGGGACACCCAUGGGCCUGAAGCAGCAUCUUCACCUUGCCUAAUGACUGGACUGGCUUUGCUUGCCAGUGUACAUUCACCGACAUGUGGAACUGGAGGACCAGUCUUCUAAGGGCACUUCCAAGAGAGAUAGUUGAUGGUCUAGUGACAUCAUGCACAAACACAAUGGAACAUGUGCAGUGUCUCUGGGAAAGGGGUAUCCCCCCUCCCAGAACAUCUUGAGCUGAACAGCUGGCCCUGCCAUCAGUCCAUGUCCACUGGGCAUAUGGAUGGGCACAAGCUGCGGCACCCUGCUCUUUGUGUACUGGGAAGGAUUUGCACAUGGCAGAGGUAGCCAACAUGGUGUCCUCCAGAUGCUUUGAACUGCAACUCCCAUCAUCCCUCACCAUUGGCCACACUGGCUCGGUAUGAUGGGAGCUGUAGUCUGAAACAUGUUCAAGGUAUCACAAUUGGCUGUUGCUGGCCUAUUGCUACUUCAGCAUCCCCAGUCCUAAAUAAGCCAUGUGGGUGUGUCCUUUGAUUCAGACCUAAAAGCAAGAACGGACCAAUUUCCUAACCCAUUCUCCUUGUGUAUGUUUAGAUAUCUACGCCGUCUGGUAUGAGGACCUCAGCUGCUUAGACAUUUUGUGCGACACAGAGGUAUUUGUCACUCGUGGUCUCUGCACAUUUUGGUCAAAGCAUCCUCCCAACUCAACGUCCCCACCUCCAUCCCUUUCCCUUUCAGCCAAAUCAAGGCUGAUGCCAUUCAUCUUUGGGAACAUUCUGGGCAACGGGGUUCGAGAUUUGAAAUGGAAUUAAUCUCUUGUAUUGUAUUGUUUUCUUUUUCUUUUAAGUUUCAAGAAGACUUCUUAAAGCUGUUUCGGGAAUCUCUACGCACCCUGUCCAGCGUUGGUCCACCAACAAUACUAGCCUUUAGGCCAGAAUCAUCAAGAGAAGACAUUAAUUUUGAGGUGGUGUCUCUAUCCAUUCUGUGGUUUGUGCAUGUAGUAUAACCAGGGAGAUGCGUGUGUAAAAUAACACACAGGGAAAUGUGUGGUGCAUUGCACACUUUUGUGCAAACCUACAGUGUAGUGCUUUUGAAGUGUCACCACUUAUGAAUGCAUGUCUCUGUGUGACUGAAUGUCCCAUUUCCUCUAAACACACACACACACACACACACACACACACACACACACACUUCUCUCUGAUGUACUAACUUUCUGUAUGCAUAUUUCAACAUGUAACCCCAAACCCCUGCCACCAGCACCUGCAUCUCAGAAGGGGCUAUACCACAUACUUUUAAAAACAUACUGAUUUGCUUAGGUAAGUAGCCUAAGAAGAACGCCACAUAAAGACAAAAUAAAAUGGUAAGGAGCAUUCAGAAGUGGAAGAGUUGAAACUAUUUGGUUUCUAGAGGCAGGUGUACUCCAGAAAUAUAUGUGGGGAAGCCUCAUCCUGUGUCUAGAUUGCCGUUUGUCAUGCUUUCCAGGAAACAGAUGGCUCUAAGAUCCUUAAAGAAAUUGGAUCAUUUACAGUUACCUGUAAUCCCUUGAGAAAGGGAAAGGGAAACAAGACUCUCCAAGCCAUCCUUGAUGUUAAUCAAGAUUAACAAGUCUGGAUUUGGGAGAGGAGACCAGGAAAGGAACAACAUGUGAUAUAGUUCAGUGGUCUUGGUGUGUUACUGUUUGACACCACCUGUUCCAGUAAAAAAUGAGAGCUGCAGGCAAGUUGAAGAGGUGUAUGGGUCUUUUUUUAGAAAUGUGCAAGAAUUUGAGGAAGCAAGCUUUGUUGAACUGAUAGCGGAAAUUAGAUUAUUGGAUUAGGAAAAGGCACCCGUUCUUUAAACCUUAUGUUACUUUCCCUCUCUCCAUUCAGCAUUUUGCUAGCCAAAUUUUACAUUAGUCAUUUUUAAAUUUAUUUUUAAAAGAGCAGCCACAUGAAUUGCCUGAACACUGUAGUAAAUUCUGAUGAAAAUCCAUUGCAGAAACAUCGCCAUUUCCAAUUUACAGGGUGUAGGAUGGGUAGGGAGAAUAAUAGUAUUAUUGCAAAAGCCAAAAACCAUCAGGGUUGAAUGACCUCCUUGCAUCACCUCUUUUAAGGUGAUCGAUUGAGAAUUCAUUUAAGAAAAGCAAUAUUCUGAAAUCCAAUGGUUUGAGAUUUUCCCCAGGAGCAGGGAAAUUAUAAUCAUUUAGUGUUUUCAUUACUUACUUUGUUGGAGAGAUGAAUUAGUCAUAAUUAUCUAUAAGAAAGAAGCAGCUACGUUAUUCCUAUAUGCAGAAUUGACUGGUUCUGGCACUUUGUUUGCAUAAAGUUUGUUCCACGGGUUCUUAUUAAAAGGGCACAGUGCCUUAUUGUCUAAUGAUGUACACAAGUUGCUGGUAUGUACCAAAUUUUGAAGUAAUACUGAUGGAACCUGCCAAGUUCCAGUUCUGCUUAAUUUAGGCACACAAAGUUCUGCCUGACUUCAGUCAGGAGAUGAAUCUCACAACCUUGAUAUUGUAUACAGGAAUCUCAACUCUCUUUUUGCAUUUUGCAGAGUGAGAUGUUGCAUGUUAUGGACAUUUAGGAGGCAGUCCUGUGAAAGUUAAAUACUUAUAAAUCUCACUGAUUUCCGUGAGAGUGAGCUAAGCACAGAUUUCAACUCUCCCUCCAAAGUAAUGGGACUUUUAGGAGUUAUUAAUGGUCCUGCCGAGCUGCUCGCUAAAAUAAUAUCUGACAGCUAAAUGCAAAAAAUGUAGCCUCUGGAUUGUAGCCAAAAUAUGUAUUUGCAAUAUUUUAUUUAAAUGCCUUAAAAGGAAGCGUUGUGGGAAUAACAGGAAGGGGCAUUCUUUUAAAGCCAUCAGAGUUUGUCAGCUGUAGCCUGAGAAUUUGCAUGUUCAGCAUGCAUCCUGUUUCUGCAUUUGAACUUGAGGGUGGCUGUGGUCAAAAUGACUUGCUCUCCACUGUCAAAAAAUAUAUAUGAAUAUACUGCAGGGCCAAGGGAAGAUAUUCCCACCUGCUCUGCAGUCUUUUCACAGCACCUGAAUGAGACUUGCAGACAGCAGUCUGAGAACCUCUGCAUUAUGGGGAUAGAGAUCUGAGAAAAAGCUGGGAAGUAGGGAUUAUUUGCUUAGCAUUAUAACUAGGCCAUAUCCUUCUUCGACAAACUGGCACCCUCCAGAUUUUCUGGACUACAAUGCCCAUCAACCCUAUCUUUUUAAAUAGGGUAUGUUUCCAGUACGUUUCCGAGCACAAUUCAUAGUGUUGGUGCUGACCUUUAAAGCCCUAAACGGCCUCAGUCCUGUAUACCUGAAGGAGCGUCUCCACCCCUAUCGUUCAGCCCAGACACUGAGAUCCAGCGCCGAGGGCCUUCUGGCGGUUCCCUCAUUGCGCGAAGUGAGGUUACAGGGAAUCAGACAGAGGGCCUUCUUGGUAGUGGCGCCCACCCUGUGGAACGCCCUCCCUUCAGAUGUGAAGGAAAUAAGUAACUAUCCUAUCUUUAAAAGACAUCUGAAGGCAGCCCUGUUCAGGGAAGUUUUUAAUAUUUAACGCUGUAUUGUUUUUAAUACUUGAUUGGGAGCCGCCCAGAGUGGCUGGGGAAACCCAGCCAGAUGGGCGGGGUAUAAAUAAUAAAUUAUUAUUAUUAUUAAAUAAACUUUUUCAUAAUGCUUUUCUUCACUUCAGAAACUUUUCACGAUUCUGGGGACAAGCAACCAAAACAGGAGAGGACUGCACCCCAGUUCCCACCCUUGCCUAGCCCUGCAAGCCUUUCCUUCGAAUGAGCAGCCUCCUUUGUUCAGUAGAUGCAGCCCUCAGUGCUGGUCACUGCAUGUUAUGAGUAAAUGCAAUGCAGUAAUUUUAAUUUUCGAUUUGGAUGCAUGGCCUCUAUUUUAUUAGGGAUGGCAUUCCCGACAACUUUAACAUUGCCCCCUGCUGCUCAUUCACUGUAGCGCUGCAUUGAAUUAUUUCUGCUGCUGUUUAUUCUUUCCCUGGAGCUUUGGAAAGCCAAGGAGCUGCUUGUUUUCUUAUGCCGUUUACAGAAGGAGGCUUAAAAUAAGCCUGUUCAGAUUGCUUGCUGUGGCCUUUUAGCAUGCCUUUGGGGAGAAUUUAUGCCCAGGUAAUACAAAAAAAACCAUGCAGUCCUUAACACAGGAACCUCCCCUCCAUUUUCCUCAUCUACUUAGUUUUGGACGAAAGUGAAUACUGUCAGGUGACUUGAAGGGCUUCAGUUUCACUUAUUUACACUCUGAGAGGUUUAAAAAAUACUUAAUUCUGACCAAGAGCAGAGUCUUGCACAUUGUUGUUGCUGUUAUUCCAUUUUCAGUACAUGCUUGCACCUUUAAAACACAUUUGAAGCACAUCCUUUCCCUCAAAAAAUUCUAGGCGCUGUAGUUACCGGGAAUUGGAACACUGGGAGGGAAUAAGCUACACGUAUUUAUUUUGCUUUAACUUUUGUGUUAAGAAGAUACAGGGGUAGGAUUUGUGUUUUACCAGAUGCACUGCGAUUUGUGCAUCUGAGGCUUGACUAUGACAAAAUCAUAAGUUUGUAAUGACCAGCACCAGCAUACCUCACAUGCCUCAAAGUUGGCAAAAUGGCUAAAAACAGUUGCAAAAGAAUCUGUUGCAAAUGUAAACAUAACAUGUCGUGAGCUGGAUCCAGAGCGGCGCACCAACUCCUAGGAGUAGGGUGAAUUCAGCCCCCUCAAAAUCAGCUGGCACAGGGCUGGGCUCUGCGCUUGGCCUCCUCCCGAUGAUGCGAUGUUGCAUGUGCAUUGCGUGUAUGAUGUCACACUUGUGCAACACAUGCUGGGCCCAUGACAUCACAUGUGAACGCUGUGCACCAGGAACCACCUCUCCCCCAAUAUUGGGUGCAAAAUGGCAACUCUGAUCCAGAGUUACUCUCAGCAGAGUUCUGCUUGCUCUGGAGGAAGGAGAUAGGAUUGUUGAUUGUUCCUCCCCGGCCCCUUGCUGCUUGUGACCCUCAACCCUUUGGAGCAGCUUGUGAGGUAGCACAGGGGGCUGCACAGGGAAAGAGAAAUUGGCUAAAACAGCUCCCCCAUCCCUUCUCCAGUGGAGAAGUUUUUAAUGUUUGAUGUUUUAUCGUGUUUUUAAUAUUCUGUUGGGAGCCGCCCAGAGUGGCUGGGGAAACCCAGCCAGGUGGGUGGGGUAUAAAUAAAUUAUUAUUAUUAUUAUUAUUAUUAUUAUUAUUAUUAUUAUUGCCUCCACAGGGUCUCGGUGCCUUACAUGAAUGGAAAGAGCCUUUUUGUCCAUGGAAUGACCAUGGAUCAGAUGCAAUAAAACAGACAACAGGAAUGAAAUAGCUGCAAAAUAAGAUUACAAGAAUGGGAGCAUUUCUCCAUUAAGCAAAUCUAAAAUGGUGACAUUUGGGGUGACAUCCCCCUCCAAUAAAAAACCAUUGGAAAGGGCUUGGAGACAUUUCAGCUGCCUUUACCAUAGGCUAGAGCACUUUCCAGCUUUCUUUAUUAACAUAGGCUAGAUCCCUUUUCAGCCUAGCUACUUUUCAGUCCUAAAAAAGAUUUAAAAAUUACAAGCCUAAUACUGAACUUUCCCGCAAGGUGAUUGUCAUCACUAAUGUCUUCAAAAUGUUCCGUUUCCUCUCUGCAGUUGGAAAAACACUAUGGAGAAAUCUGUGAGUUCUGUGGCAGCCCACUGAGAAAUUAUCCGUCAUUUGAAAGUCUAGAACAAAUAGCAGAAUAUGGAAACGUAAGUAAUGGGGAAAUCAUCCUAAUGGCAUCGCUACAAAGUCAAGGGCGACAAAGUCAAGGGCGCGAGAUAACUGUAGGAUCUUGCCUUCCAGCUUUUCUGUUGCCAGCAAUGCAGAGAUCUUCACGAGUUCAUUGUCAAUGAAAAAAAGCGCUAUGCGAAGGAAGGAGUUCAGCUGAUUGAUAUCACCACUAAGCAGGUCGAAGGAACUGCGGAAGAGAGGAAAAAAGCCAGAGAAAGAGCUCGCCAAAGGUAUUGCCAGUCGGUUGGUGUACAUGCUAUUUUCAGGAACAAUUUUGGUAUCGUUUGGGGCAAGCAUUUCUGAAGUGUUUUGCAAGGAAGAGCAGGGUAAUGAUUACAGUGGUACCUUGGUUCUCGAACGGCUUGGCUCCCAAAAAAAUUGGCUCCCAAGCACUGCAAACCCGGAAGUAAGUGUUCCAGUUUGCGAACAUUUUUCAGAAGCCGAAUGUCCAACAUGGCUUCCGUGGUUUCCGACUGAGUGCAGGAAGCAGCCAAUCGGAAGCCGCACCUUGGUUUUCGAACGGCUUCGGGAGUCGAACGGACCCUCGGAACAGAUUAAGUUUGAGAACCAAGGUACCACUUUGGUUAUAUUGAGUUUUGAGCUUUCCUGCUACUUCAGGAGGUCUGGCCCUGAUUCAUAGGCUUUAGCUAAUUGUUACACACAAACAUGUGCAGUCAAACUUUCUGUUAUAGAAAAAGACGUCACUGAGCAAGGCCAGGGUGAUCUGCAGCAGAGGAGCAUCUCUUCGGUUUCAGUGGCUGAAAGAUCAGCUAGUCACCUUGCCAGCCCUCCAAGAGCAUCUGGAAUUCAACGUUUAAGAAAUUGGGGGUUCAUGCCACAUACGUUUUGAUUUUGCAGGUUGAAGGAGAAACAAAUGGCCCAACAGGCUGUCCACCUCCCAAGAGAGAAAGCAGAGAGAGAAAAGGACGUCUCUCCAACUCAUGUCUUUGACUGUGAGUUCUAAUUUUUCUGCAAGUUAUCAUGGACAGUACUCAUUAGUGGGUGAAACCAUGAGAAUGGCUCUUACAUAGCAGAGAUUGAAAAUGGCACAUAUUCACUCUUACACUAGAAUCUUGCCCUGUCCCCAGCCAGAUGAUGGCACUUGUAGUUCAACAACAUCUGGAGGGUCAGAGUUACCCAUCCCUGGAUUAAAUAGUCUCUUGGGUCAGAUCUAGCAUGUUCCUACUACUACUAUUACUACUACUACUACUACUACUACUACUACUAAUAAUUUAUUUAUACCACGCCCAUCUGGCUGGGUUUCCCCAGCCACUCUGGGAAGCUUCCAACAAAAUACUAAAAUACAAUAACCUAUUAAACAUUAAAAGCUUCCCUAAACACGGCUGCCUUCAGAUGUCUUCUAAAAGUUUGGUAGUUAUUUUUCUCUUUGACACCUGGUGGGAGGGCGUUCCACAGGGCAGGUGCCACUACCGAGAAGGCCCUCUGCCUGGUUCCCUGUAACUUGGCUUCUUGCAGCGAGGGAACCGCCAGAAGGCCCUUGGCACUGGACCUCAGUGUCCAGGCAGAACGAUGGAGGUGGAGACGCUCCUUCAGGUAUACUGGACUGAGGCAGUUUAGGGCUUUAAAGGUCAGCACCAACACUAUGAAUUGUGCUCGGAAAUGUACUGGGAGCCAGUGUAGGUCUUUCAAGACCGGUGUUAUAUGGUCUCGGCGGCCACUCCCAGUCACCAGUCCAGCUGCCGCAUUCUGGAUUAGUUGUAGUUUCCGGGUCACCAACACACCUAGAUAAGAGAUGUGCAUUGUAUUUUUUUUUAACUCUCUGUUUUAUUGUUUCAGGUUAGUAAACAGGUUCAUUUAAGACUCUUAAUAUAAACAUACGUUGUAAUUUUUACCUUAGCUGCUAAUCCAAUUUGUGUUGCUGCUGUGUUUUGUUAUAAUUUCUUUAUUCGUUUUUAACUCCAUUAUAGUGGUUUUUAAUUUCAUAUUGGGAGCCAUGCUAAUAAUUUGUAUUGAAAAGCAAGCUAUUAAAAACCCAAAUGAAACAAAAUAAAUCUGAACUAAAUUGAAAUUGGUUUUUGUUCUACUUAGUUCAAGUUUAUUGAAUAACCUUUAUUGAACAACAUUCUGUGCUGCUUCAUGUUCCCUAGAUACUCGGCAACUCAGCACCAUUUCCUACUGCCUGUCCCAAUAUAGACCUUCUAUAACGGGCUGGACAAAGAUGCCUCUCCAGGGAAUUAAAUUCCGAAGUCCCACGAGCCAAGACGCUAGCUACAGCAUCUCUAGCUGUGAUUUCACUAUUGCAGGUGGAAAGGUAAGCACCUGGAUUUUCUUGCACUGGAACCCCAUUAAUGGACCUGCUUCUUCUUCCAGGAUAAAAACAUUCAUAGGACAGAGCAUUCUGCAUUUGACUAUGGCAACAGCUGCACCACACAUUUAAAGCACCAUAAUACCACUUUUUUUAGGGAUGCGGGUGGCGCUAGGGACGCGGAUGGCACUGUGGGUUAAACCACUGAGCCUAGGACUUGCAGAUCAGAAGGUCAGCGGUUCGAAUCCCUGCGACGGGGUGAGCUCCCGUUGCUCAGUCCCUGGUCCUGCCAACCUAGCAGUUUGAAAGGAUGUCAAAGUGCAAGUAGAUAAAUAGCUACCGCUCCAGUGGGAAGGUAAACGGCGUUUCUGUGCACUGCUCUGGUUCGCCAGAAGCGGCUUAGUCAUGCUGGCCACAUGACCUGGAAGCUGUACACCAGCUCCUGCGGCCAAUAAAGCAAGAUGAGCUCCGCAACCCCAGAGUCGGUCCCGACUGGACCUAAUGGUCAGGGGUCCCUUUACCUUUACCUUUAAUACCACUUUAACAGUCAUGGCUCCCCACCCCCACAUCCUGGAGACUGUCAUUUGUUAAAGAUGAUGAGAGUUCUUAGAAGACCCCUGUUUCCCUCCCAGAACGACAAUUCCCAAAGUGAUUUAACCACCAGUCCCUCUUCCUAUGGAAUUCUGGGAUUUGUAGUUCUAUCAGGGAUGCUGGAGCAGCAGACUUCCUGCACUGGCAGAGGGCUGGGUUUGAAGCCACUUUCCAACUCUAGGGUUCCACCUUUUGUAUGGGCAGUGAUUGGUUUUGGAAGGGUCUUUAGCUGCUGGCAGAAUGCAGGCUUGAAUGUUUGCCUAUGUAACAUCCAACAUUGGUUGCCACGGAGGACAGGCCUGCGACCGCUUGACUGAGAUCUUGCACUCUGGUGCCCCCAUUCCCAGAACUGUCAACUAUUAACCGUCACUUGGCUACAGGAUCACAGAGCUGGGAGGCAGCAGGUGUGACUAGAAACUCAUCAAAUCAUAGAAGGAGAAAACUGGGAAGGGACAAUUCAGUCGGGCAGCGUAGCUUUUUGUUACCUAAUCCCACCACCCUUUUUGCAUAGUGACCUUUUUCUUCUUCUUGCCUUUUGUAUACUAAUUCUCCUGAAAACAAAAUAUUGUUUUAAAGUACGUGUCUUGUUUUCCCUUCGUGUGCAGUUGCUGAAAAAUCAGUUCUUCCAGCAAUACUACAAAAACGGUGUGAAGUUUCUUACCAUGUUUCCAGAUGGCAGUGCACAAAUAUUGUAUCCUUUUUGUGGUUUUGGUUUUUUUGACUUGUGGCGAUAUCUGAGGCGCAUCUUUACGUUAUUAAGGGUAUAAUUCAGCCAAAGCUAAGCACAUUUUAAGUCCCAUCAAUUUCAUUGUGAAAAGGUUAAGAACUCAACUCAAAUUCAACUAUGCAUGUAACUUUACCUCACCUUUUAACCACCCUGUCAUGGUCACAGUCAAUAUUGUGGUAAAGAGGAUGGUUUUUUCCUAUUUCUAUCUAUGCUUAUACAAGAGGAGCAGAUUCCCGUCCUCCUUAGUAAUAUUGUGAAUGUUGGACCAAGGAAUUAGUGCUUUACAAAGCUAUAAGGAAGUGAUCUUUGUUCUUGCAAAUAUCAGGGCUGCUAUACUGUUUUGUUUCCAAUCAGUGCAUGUCCCAUAACUUCCCCCUGAAAUCCUGUAACUUUUUAUACCACAAAUGUUACAGGGUCUUUUUGUCCCGCUUUGCUUGGGCUGUAGUGCGAGAGUAACGCCCCCGCUGAUGGCAGUAAUGCAAUACCGUUGGAGAAAUAUUACAAAACUAAUAAAACAGAAUAUGUGGAUGUUCCAGUAUAAAUCCACCACUAUUACUGUAUCAGUGACGCAUUGCAGAAUGCACCUGCGGAAAAUCACUGGUCUGGAGGGGUCCCAAUUGUCCACAUCCUGGGACUUGGAAAAGAGCAGCUAGUACAGGUUAUUAGUAAGCUAUUAACUAUGCAAUCCUAAAGCCAUCAAGGACAGUGGUUCUCAAAGGGUGUGGUGCGCCCCUGGCACUGGUGUGGCAGGAAGAUUCAAGGACAAUCAAAGAAACAUUUAAAUAUUUCAGUGCAGUGCAGUAUAGUAUAGUAUCAAAAUAAUGUUUUUAUUUCCAGAAUAUGGAUAGAUAUUCAGGAGCACUGGCUAUUCUUCUACAGUUCUCCAGAAUCUAUUGUCAGCAAGGAUUUUCAAUUAAUAUGAAAGAUCAGAAAAGAGAAAGACUUCUUUGUGUUGAUGAGAUGAGAGUUUGUUUGUCUGUCUCAGAUUAGGCCGAAGAAGCAAGCUCACACUUCUCAUUGAGUUUGUAUGCCUACUUAAUGUAAAAGGCUUGUUUAUAAUUAUAUUUGGGGAACAACCCCUGUUCUUAUGUAGCUGCAUCCUUUUAUACUUUCUGGAUGUCCCAUGGCCAUAUUAUAAAAAAGUUGUGUUCUGUGUUAUAAAUCAGGCACCACAAAGAGUCGUUUCUUUUUGUUAUGCAGUGUAUUUCUUAUCAGUUAGAAAAGCAGUGAGCUAAUUUUUAACCUGAAAGUGUUGCCCGGAGAAAAAAGUUGGAGAACCUCUGUAAGCCACACCGAAUUCAGUGGAAUAUAACUUCUCAGUAGGUGUGUACAGUGGUGCCCCGCAAGACGAAUGCCUCGCAAGAUGGAAAACUCGCUAGACGAAAGAGUUUUCCGUUUUGGAGGUGCUUCACAAAACGAAUCUCCUAUGGGCUUGCUUUGCAAGACGAAAAUGUCUUGCGAGUUCCUGCGGUUUUUUCCCCCUUUUCCCCCCUUUUUCUAAGCCGCUAAGCCGCUUAUCUGCUUAUCCGAUAAGAUGAUAAGCCGCUAAAAGCCGCUAAAAGCCGCUAAUAGCGCUAAUAGCGCUAAUCCGUCAAUGGGCUUGCUUCGCAAGAUGAAGAAACCGCUAGACGAAGAGACUCACAGAACGGAUUCUUUUCGUCUUGUGAGGCACCACUGUAUAGUGUUGCACUGCAAAGGCUUUAAAGGCUAUUAAUGGCUCAUAACUGAGUCUGGGGGGAAAUGGGUGACCAUGCUACUAGAUAAAGGUGAAGAUGGAACUAGAUAAAAAGAAGCAUUUUCCAAACUCCAAGCCUGGCAACCACAUUUUGGACCAGUUGAAGGAUUUUCCUAGGAGCUACUAUUACACUUUAUCUAUUGAAGGUGGUGAGAUUUUGCCGCAAUCUUAGCCACUCUGUUUUGCUACCACACAACCCUGGAAGGGGUAGUAACAGUGUUUGUUUGUGGUUGUUUGCUUGUUUUUAUUGAAUAUUUUAUUGGGUUACAGAAGUACACAUAGUGUUUCUGGUGUUUGUUGUGAUAUGGGUGCAAAAGCAUAGCAGAAAGUAGGACUGAGUCGUUCAGAAGUGGUAUCCAAGAACACACACGCACACAAAGAACUAAUGAGUUAAAGCCAUGCACACACCUUGAUAAUGCGGCAAUGUUCCUAAGCAUGUGAAUGGGCCCAUUGGAACCUUAUCUACAUACAGCUAUCCCUCUGGAAAUCUGGCGAUUAUCAUUGUACGGAGGAAUGAGGGCACAGGCUAUGUUGCCAUAGUACAAGACGACAAGCCUGAGAAUGCAGAAAUCCAAGCAGUGUUCGAUUCCUGUGGCAAUGGGACUUGCUAUCAUUCAAAUGGAAAUGUGUGGUACGUUCAGUUCAAUCAGUUUGCUCUUGUUGUUUUACGUUUAGGUUGUAAAAUGUAUACCAGUGUUUUGUACUUAAUUUGAAGGGUGAUCAGGACCUCGUUUUCUAAUUCAAAAACAUGCUGUGUCCUUUGUUAACCAAACGGCAAAUACAGAAUACUGGAGGUUACUGGUGAAUGUAAAAAUUCCAACUGAACUUUUAAAAUGGAUUUCCCGCUGAGAAAACCAAAAGAAUUGGAAACUUGAGAGCCAUUUUGAAAGGUUCACAUGGAUUUCCCGCCAAGAAAACCACAAGAAUUGGAAAUUUGAGAGCCAUUUUGAAAGGUUCAUGUUUGUUCCCAGAAUAGUCACGUGUUUCAGCCCUGCUGUGAGAAAGGGAAGUUAUAAGACAGAAUGGUGUUUUAGCUGCUGGGCCGUGGCUUCCUUUCAGCAGAGGCAGGCUGGCAGAAUUAGCAGCAAGAGGAAGAGGUUAGCAUCUGAGCAAGGGACCAGGGACCAUGGCUGAAUGCCAGUCAGGGACGGAGAAGUAAGCUGGGUGCAAGAACAGCCUGACAGGAAGAUGUUCAGUACAUGAGGUUUGUCCCAUUGCAACAACACUGUGCUGGGAGAAACGGCAUCCUCUGAACUUGCUGAGCUCUGGGGUAUUAAAAACCCCAGAAGCCAAAAUUGUAGUUCUGCCUCCUGAUGAAAGAAAUGCUAGGUGAGAAAUUGUAUGGGUUUUAAUGAGUCGGUCAGCUCAUUAAAUACAUUUACAUUUUCCUGGAAGUAAAAUCAACCAGUGCCAGUGUGGUGUAGUGAUUAGGAGUGGUAGACUCGUAAUCUGGGGAAGCGGGUUCGCGUCUCCACUCUUCCACAUGCAGCUGCUGGGUGACCUUGGGCCAGUCACACUUCUCUGAAGUCUCUCAGCCCCACUCACCUCACAGAGUGUUUGUUGUGGGGGAGGAAGGGAAAGGAGAUUGUUAGCUGCUUUAGACUCCUUCGGGUAGUGAUAAAGCAGGAUAUCAAAUCCAAACUCUUCUUCUUCUUCAACCUUUUUUUAAAAAAGAAGACAUGUUCCUUGUUUUCGCAUUGACGAAUACCUAUGCCACAGCAACUAUAUUAGAAAAUGUACUCCCUCCUAUGUCAAAAGAGAAGGAACAACUCUUCUGGGAUGGUGUCUGUGUCAAAUUAAUUGGGGGCAGCUUGCUAGCCAGUGAAAAGGUUUUUAAUGGAAUAAUUAGUUAAACACUAUCCUAUUUAUCUAGCAAUGGAGACGAUGAUCAUAAGAGUUGGGUGGGGUAACUCUGUUAGCAGGCAGGCUGAUCUUUGAUGAGGCAAGUGACCCUGGUGUGGAGGCAAGCCAGUAUUCGGUUAUUGUUGAUCCAACCUUGGAGAUUGCCCUUGUACCUUUGCCAUUUCCCCCCUGUUUGAUUUGGCAGUACAAUGGUACCUCGGGUUACAGACGCUUCAGGUUACAUACUCCGCUAACCCAGAAAUCGUACCUCAGGGACUUCCGGGGUGGCGCCAUCGGCAAUGGCGGACUCCCUCUGAUCUGGAGGGACUAGCUCCACGCGAAACGGGUCUUUUCCGCUACGGCGAAGCGGGGACCCUUUCAAAAAUCACAGGCGGAUGAAGCCUGUGACCAUGGGACUCGGCGGGCACCUUUAGCGCCCCCCCAACCCGCAAAAGAACCCACUAACGGGCUCCAGAGCGAAGAGGGGGAAGUGGCGCGGUGCUGAGAGUCAACUGCUUCUUCCGUGGAGUGAAGCCGCACAGCCGUUGCCGGAGAGCGCUGCCUUUUUCCUGGGACAAUUUGGCUCCUAAAAUAAUCACCUGUGAGUACUUAAAUCUCGGACAAUUGGACUUUAAAUAAGGACUUGCGAGCAGAAAGGAAAAUUGGACUUAAAAGUUUAUUUCAAUUUGGCACAGAAACGGGAAGGUCUAAACAGGAAGUCAGCCUUCCGUUUCUUUGUAGAUAGAUUGAAGCAAAGACAUGGCAAACUAGAGCCCAGAAAAUCACUUGUAAAAGGUUAACUUUCAUCAUUUAAAAUUGUUGAACCCCCGUCGGAAGCAGGAGAAGAGGGGGGAAUUUUUUCGGACUGUUUAAACCUGCAGGAGUGAGUGCAAAAUAAAGUAACUUUCCACCGUCUUGAUCCUGGAGCGGGGUGUCAGGACUGACGUUUUUUGAAGCUCAUUGACCAGAGACAAACGUCUUUGACAGAUAGCUAAAAGAAGAGAAACAUAGUGAUUCCAUUGUUCCCCUUCGCAUUUUAAAGGAACAAAUAUUGACAAAAUAUCUGAAAAGGAAACUUUGUUGUCAGACUUGUCUUUAAAAGAAAGAACAAAAAGAAGUUUCCCCCUAGAGGGAGACUGUGAAACUGUAACCAAUUUCGGGGAGCUUGCAGCUGUUACUGAUUACAAUCGUGGGAAUAGACUUCUGACCUUGCAGGACAAUGUAUUUAGAAGCUCUGUUGUGUGCUCUCUGUAAAACAAAUGCCCUACUGGAACAGCUACAUGAGAAGACACACUUGAUGACUGAUGCGAUCAGAAAUUUUGAACAGGCAGCGGGAAAUUAUAUGGAGCCCACCCAGGAAUUAAAUCAGGAGUGUGCCCUGACAGAACAGAUGAGGGAAGAGGAUGUUGCUGAAUCUGGGGCGCCAGAGAUGGAGGGAGCUGUGGCCCAGCAGGAUCAUGAGCUUUUGGAUUUGACAAAUGAACUUGGAAAAAGCCAGAUUUGGAAAGAUAAAGUUUGGUCUGGUUUGGAAAUGGGGGGUUGGAUAGACCCCCCUAUGCAGGGAUGUUUGGACUUUUCAAGUCUGGCAAUGGGCCGUGAGAUGUUUGGGGUUGUGGGGGCUCUUAAUUUUGGAGGGACUUUGAAACAUGUUCUUAAAUACCAUAUGGAGUUUAGUGUGGACUAUGGAAAAUCGAGAAGGGUCAAAAACAUUGUUAAGCUGGAGUUCCCACGAGUGAAAGGAGCAGGAGACAAAGGAAAAUACAGCUAUAAACAUGAAGAAGAGCCGCGGAAGGGACAUGGAAGAGACUUAAGGGCCUCGGAUACAAGAUUACCAGGUUAAUGCGCUAGAUUGAUGGGAUAAAAAGGACUGACAAAACCCGGGACCAGGAGGAAGGGACGUUGGAUGAAGAUUGGAUUGUUUUUACUUUGUUUUUUUUAUUAUUAUUAUUAGGAUUGUCUUAUAAAAUUGAUGUUAGAAAAAUGUUGGAAUGAAAUUACUUGGCUUUAGUAAAAAUGUUUAAAGAAUUAUGUAAGAAUAUUAUGGUUAUGAGAAGUUGGUAAAAAUAAGACUUAAAUUUUAAGCUUUAAGGUUUUUUAUAGUAAGAUAAGAUUAAAAUAGAUUAAGGUAAUGUAAUGACAGAAUAUUAUGAAAUAUGGAAAGGAUUUGCUGCGACAAUUAACUACCAGGAUACAAAAAAAGGGAGGAAGAGGAGGUCAAAGAAAGAAGGUAAUGACAGUUAAGGAUUUGAGAAUGAUGGAUUUGUUUUUGAGUGUUUGUGGUGUAUUUUUGUUUUUUGAACUUGUAUUGUUUGAUGUGGUUUGUUUUUUCUUGUUUUUUCUUUUUUUUCCUGCUUUGUUCUCUUUUGUAAUUCUAAAAAAUUUUCAAUAAAUAUCAUUUUAAAAAACCAAAACAGAAAUAGUACCUCAGGUUAAGAACUUUGCUUCAGGAUGAGAACAGAAAUCGUGUGGCGGCAGCGGGAAGCCUCAUUAGCUAAAGUGGUACCUCAGGUUAAGAACAGUUUCAGGUUAAGAACGGACCUCCGGAACGAAUUAAGUUCUUAACCCGAGCUACCACUGUAUCUGGAUGUGAAUAUAUUUUCAGACAAGGGCUUGGGCUGUACAGCCAGGUUUCACCCCCUUCCCGUUCGGAGGUCCUCUCAAGUUGUUAUUUUCCACAUUUAGGAUAAAUGUUACGAUUCGAGGAGGACAUUAUUCGGACGAAGCUGGCAACAAAGUGAAAACGUGGAUCUGGCCCAACAAUUUGCAGAAGUGCGUCUCGAGAGCACCGUUUAAGCCAGUCUUUCUAUCCUUGAACCAGAACAUUGGUGUCAGGAUAGUUGAGCAAGACAGAGUAGCCAUUUCUUUCCUUGCAAACGGCAAGCAGGCAAAAAUCAACAUAGGAGCAAAAGUAAAGGUACUUUAUUUCAGAGUUAAUAUGGAGGAGGGUGGAUGAGUUUACAUGUUCUUAAGGCACAGCUGAACAAGAGAGGGUGGGAUUGUUUGGGGGGGUAAAUAUAGAAAACGUUUUUGAAAAAAGGAAUGGAGCAGUUUGCUUCGAACUUACAGAGCUACUUGAAAAACGAAGUUAAAUUGGCCAAAGACUGACACAUAGUUUAUCUGGUUUGUACAAGACAAUGUCUAUAGUUCAGCAUCACUUGACCAAAUAAACCAAAAUGUCAGUCAGGUGGAAGUUGGGGUUCCCCCCCCCCUCUAGUGAACAAAAAGAGGGAAACAAAUUAUAAAUUCAAAAAGAUUUAUGAAAGCAUUUACAGAGAUGAAUUUGUAUAAUCAAGAAUUCAGGCUGAGACUCAAAUGAUGUGGCUUAUAGGAUAAGUUAAGAAAAAAGCAGACUGAGAACAGGCCAAGGAAGAAUAUUAUAUAAAACUUUAAAAUUAAAAAUCUAGUAGGUAGAACACUCUUCAGCCAUGAAGUUUAAAAAUUCCUUAUGUAAUCUGAUCCAUGCAGAUUAUCAGUGUGCCCAUAACUGUUCUUGAACUUCUCUCAAGCGCACAUUGCUUAGCAAUAUAGUUCCAUACAUUAAAUUUCAGCAAAUUUGAAAAUGAGAGCAGGAACGGCAUGCUUUUUUUUUUAACAGGGAGCACAGAAAAUAGCAGUUUUAAGAGAAUAAAAGGACAUUGGGAUGGAUCCAUCUAAGUUCUAUUCAUAGUAGAUCCAUUGAAAUUAAUGGACCUAAGUUAGCCAUUCCCAUUAAUUUCAAUGGGUCUACUAUGAGUAGGAAUAAUAUUGGACAUAUUAGCAAAUGUCAGAGAAUCCUGCCCUUCUUGAGGUUUCAGCAAAUGUGGUGCCCAUGUGCAUGCAAAGAGGGAGGCUUCUGAAAUACUCAUCUGACCUGAGUUGGUUUUAUGCCUUUUGCUAUUUCUGCAGUUUUAAUGAGGUUGAAUAAAAAUAGGGUUGGUGGUUUUUUUUUAAAAGCAACUUUUAAAAGAAAGGCUUUGGGAAGGGAAAACUGAAGGUGGCUCAUCCACUUAAUUCCAUGUUCUCAUGUGGGUAGAAAUUAGUGCUCUUUGAACUCCUCAUUCCUUUUCCAAUUUGUUUUUGGCUUGUUUUUUUGUUUUGUUUUUUACAUUAUUUCCCCUCCCACUGGGAAGCAUAAGAGGAAAAUUAAAGUGAACCAACAAUGCCAACUUCAGGGCUGGCGUAGUUAACCCCUGGUCUGAGGGCAUGCCAGGGAAUGGGGAAGUUUUCCAAACCACCCUCUUUUUAGCCUUGCCAACAUCAACAAGGUCUGACCAUCAGUAAAUUCCAGAUAAGAAGAGGGAAUCUGGUCCUUGCCUCUCUUCACACUCAGAGAGAAAUAAGACUGCUACGUUGGUCAGUCUCACAGUAACACUGAUUUAAUUUCCCUUGAUUUAAAACAAUACUCACUGUUAGGUUUCUUUCCCUGUGUGACCUUUCUGACUUUCUGCAAGCGAGAACUGCCAUGUGACUUGGGAACUACAUUAACUCGUUGAUUUUUUGCUUCCUUAAAAGCCGCUCGCUGAGCAUCACCCGUGGCCGAAGUUUGUGUCUGAAGAUGACCUCUUCCUGUUUGCCUGCCGGAUAAAGAUUCUCCGCAUCUUUGCUAAACUGCAAGGGUGUUUAGAUUUUCCUAACAACGACUGGUGGGCUAAGCUCCAGCUGCCUUCAUUUCUUUUCACUAAGGCUUUGAAGUUAAUGAACCUUUGUAAGGAAUGUGAAAUAAGUUCUGCUCUGGACACCUUAAUCAUGGAAACAUUAAAUUCACCAGCCUGAUCAUGAUUAUGUUAUGUGAA